AUGGCAGAUAAGAUGGACGUGGAUGCGGUCAGCGGCGCGCGAGAGGAGGAGACGGUGGGUCCAGCGCCCGAUCUGCCGCCCGAGAGAAUUAUCAUCAACAACUUCGACCUGAUCCGGCAGGCCGUCGAUGCCUUCGACUCGCGCUUCAUCCUCCGCGCGCUCCGGUCCAUCUCGACCCUGCGCAAGUCAGACAAGUUCGCGGAGGCGAUUGUGCAAGGCGUGCGCACCGCCUUCCCCAAGCCGACCAUGGGCGCGCGGAAGGUACUGGAGGACAUGCUGCCCGAGAACGUGACGGCGAUGCAGAAUGGCACUUCUUCAAGUGGUGAGGACAAGAAGAGGGAUGGCAGCACCGAGGAGCAGCAGCUGCCCGAGAUCUGGGCUUAUCUGGGCAUCCUGGUCCAGGUGUAUCUCUACGACUCGCAGCAAUUCCAAGACGGCGCCGACUUCAGCACCAACUUCGUCGAGAAGAUCCGCUCCUGGAACCGGCGCACACUCGACCAAAUCGGCGCAAAGGCAUACUUCUACUACUCUCUCUUCCACGAGUCGCUCGAUCCCAAGCCACCGUCAAAACAGUCACCUGUCAUCGAAGUCCGCCCGAAAUUGCUUGCGGCUCUGCGCUCAGCUGUAUUAAGAAAGGACAACGAUACACAGGCCGCCGCCACAGUCCUGCUACUCCGGAACUACAUCAUCACAGCAGACAUCACACAGGCAGACCUUCUUGUAGCACAGACGCAGUUCCCGUCUGCUGCUAGCAACAACCAGGUAUGCCGUUACCUCUACUACCUUGGCCGCAUCCGCGCCAUCCAGCUCGCCUACACCGAAGCGCACGAUCACCUCGAAUCCGCCACUCGCAAGUCGCCUACCGCUGGUCCCGCGGUUGGUUUCUACCAGCAGUCCAUGAAGCUCCUCAUCGUCGUCGAGCUUCUCAUGGGUGACAUUCCUGAGCGUUCGGUCUUCCGCCAACCGGCCCUUGAGACCGCCCUUUACCCAUACUUCAAGCUCGUGCAGGCCGUGCGAGUUGGCGACCUGCAAGCCUUCCUGCGAUGCGUGACCAACAACGAGGGCCAGUUCCGGAAAGACGGUACAUACACGCUCAUCCUCCGACUUCGCCAGAACGUCAUCAAGACUGGUGUUCGUAUGCUUUCGCUGUCCUACUCCCGCAUCUCCCUCCGCGACAUCUGCACACGCCUGCACAUCAGCAGCGAGGAAUCUGCAGAGUACAUCACCGCCAAAGCCAUCCGCGACGGCGUCAUCGAAGCAACGUUAGACCACCAGAAUGGCCACAUGGUUACCAACCCUCAACGCGACGCGUAUUCCACCACCGAGCCGAGCGAAGCCUUCCAUGCGCGAAUCGAGGCGCUGCUGAACUUGCGUGACGAGUGUGUAAUGGCGAUGAGAUACCCGAUGAAUAAGCACAGGCAAGAGCUGAGUGAGGCGGCAAAGGCAAGGGAACGCGAGAAAGAGCUGGCCAAGGAGAUCAUUGAGGGCGAAGGAGAUGACGCCGAUGGUGAUGAAGGAGGGUUUGAGGGGAUGUAG
This is a messenger RNA of Saxophila tyrrhenica, 1536 nucleotides long. It is a transcript of the gene RPN3, whose product is annotated as 26S proteasome non-ATPase regulatory subunit. The transcript is spliced from 3 exons. Lineage: Eukaryota; Fungi; Ascomycota; Dothideomycetes; Mycosphaerellales; Extremaceae. Gene Ontology annotation, biological process: ubiquitin-dependent protein catabolic process; regulation of protein catabolic process. Gene Ontology annotation, cellular component: proteasome complex; proteasome regulatory particle, lid subcomplex. Bases 1 to 1536 code for a protein of 511 amino acids. Gene Ontology annotation, molecular function: enzyme regulator activity. The record is from RefSeq and is a predicted model, not a curated record.